Molecule: messenger RNA, 1376 nt
Organism: Paramecium tetraurelia
Lineage: Eukaryota; Ciliophora; Oligohymenophorea; Peniculida; Parameciidae
Exons: 5
Cellular component (GO): cytoplasm; nucleus
Molecular function (GO): zinc ion binding
Source: RefSeq, a predicted model, not a curated record
AUGAAUAAUCCAGAAGUAAUUUAUGCAAACCUUACAGGAGAUUCAGAGCCUUUCGUUACUGAUAGUUUAUGUGUAAAUUGUGAAUUACAAGGCAAAACUACAAUUUUAUUGACUAAAAUACCCAUGUUCUCAAAUAUUAUCAUUGUCUCUUUUGAUUGUGAACAUUGUGGAUAUAAAAAUAAUGAAGUGUAAUUUGGUGGAGAAAUCAAAGAAAAGGGAAUUAAACUGCAUUUAAAAGUCAGCGAACCUAAAGAUCUCCAAAGACAGAUCAUUCGAUCAGAGUUCUGUAAAGCUUUGAUUCCAGAACUAGAGUUUGAGAUGCCAUCCAAUAAGAAGAGCAGCAUCAAUACUUUAGAAGGAUUCCUCCAAAAUAUUAUAGAUGACUUAUCACAUGAUUAACCUAUCAGAAAAUUUACAUAAGUGGAAGUUUAUGAUCGAAUUGAAUAUAUCGUUGGAAAAUUAAAGGAAUUCAAAGAUGGUUAAGGAUUACCCUUUCAUUGGAUACUGGAAGACCCCUCUGGAAAUAGUUUCAUUUAAGAUCCAAAUGAACUCUAAGAAGAUCCCCAACUUAAGAUUCAACAUUACAUAAGAACGAUCGAAGAGUUGGAAGCUAUGGGAUAUAAGGUUCAGCAAAUACAGCAAUAAUAAGAAGUCAUUGCAAACCCAAUUCAUUAAGGGACUGAAUAGAUCUAAGCAGGCGGAUAAAAUUUUGCUUAAUCUAUAGAUGAUUGUGUUAAAGAUGAAUCUAUCAAUAUUCCAACACCUUGUAAUGUCUGUGAGGAAAUGGGAGAAAACAAAAUGUGCACCGUCACUAUUCCUCAUUUUAAAGAGAUUCUUAUUAUGAGUUUCAAUUGUGGAUUUUGUGGAUUCAAAGACACAGAGGUUAAAGCAACUGGUGAGAUCAGUAAACAAGGUAAAAUAAUAGAAUUGAAAUUUGAAAAUGAAAAUGACUUAUGCAGAGAUGUAUUUAAAUCAGAUACUGCUAAAUUGAUUAUUCCUGAUAUUGAAUUGGAACUUGGAACUGGUACUUUGGGUGGAGUAUAUUCAAAUGUUGAGGGGUUAUUGGAAUAAAUUCUUUCACGUUUAAGGGAUAAUAAUCCAUUUGUUGGAGAUAGUGCUGAUGAGGAUUAUAAGAAGAAGAUGGAAUAAAUAUUUUAGAAAUUGGAGGAAUUCAAGUCUGGGAAAUCCAAGUUUACUUUAAUCAUAAGAGAUUUAGUCGAAAAUAGCUUCAUUUAAAAUCCUUACUAUCCAAAUGAAGACAAUUAAGUUAAAAUCACUCUCUUUGAUAGAAAUCCAGAGGACAAUGAUGAAUUAGGAAUAGAUACAAUGAAGACAGAAAAUUAUCAAAAUUGAUCAAAAAUAUAUAAUUCAUUUUA